AUGUGUUUUGAAGCCGAUCACUGUAAAUUUGAAUUCAGUUUCUCAAUUAGCAUCAAGACGGUCACAUUUCACAAAAACGCAAUGCUAAUACGCUUCCGCUUUUUUCUUCCGCUGGUACUUGGUGUGUGGCAGAUUCAAAGUUCUCCGGUUCAGAUCAAUAAUGAAACUGCCGAUCGUAAAACAAAAGCCGAGGAAUUAUUGAAAUACAUGAAUAAAACGGUGGAUCCUUGUGAAGAUUUCUAUGAUUAUGUUUGUGGCAAUUAUGCCACCUAUAAUCCGGCAACAUUUGAAGAACCGGGCACGGGACUGUCGGAGACCUUGCAAAGUAAAUUAGAUGCGAAAAUCAAAACAAUUUUAAAUACCGAUGAUAAGGAUGACUCUGAUGCGGAUCGGAAAGUGAAAAGCUAUUUUCGCUCGUGUUUGCAAAUAACAGAUUUGGCAGAGAAGUACCCUGCAAAGCUGCAGGAGAUUAUUAAAGAAUUUGGUGAAAUGCCAGCCUUGGUGGGUGAUAAAUGGCAGGAGACGGAAUUCGAUUGGCUUGAGGUGGUGGGCAAAAUUGUCUAUAAAUACGGCUUGGGAAUUCUUAUGAAAUUGGAUUAUUCAAAGGAUUUUGUUAACAACACCGUGAGUCGUUUAUAUAUUGCCGAACAAGAUUUCGAUUUACCCAGGGAGUUAUAUGUGGGACCAAACUCGGAUAAACUUUUCGAAAGACUACCAUCAGCAUAUGCGGUUAGAUUAACAGAAUUUCUUGGCAUUGCGGAGGAUGUGGCCUUGACAACGGCAAAGGAAUUUUUACAAUUUGAAAGAUCCAUUGCCAAGGCCAUGUUUGAUCAACAUGCUGGCGACAAGUUAAGUGAAACUUAUGUUCUGCGCACCCUAGACGAGGCUCAAGAGAAAUUCGCCUCACAAUUUGAUAUAAAACAUUAUGUAAAACUUGCAGUGGGUACUUUACCUUCAUUGAAAAUUUAUACCGACGAUGAUUAUAUGGACAAUAUGUUGGAAGUUUUGAAAACCACUCCGAAAAAAGUCCUGGCCAACUACAUUUUCUAUCGCCUGAUUAAUGCCUUCAUUAUGGAUAUACCCGAAACCAAGAACGAACUGGAAGAUACCUGUCUGACACGUAUGAAAAAAUAUUUCCAUAAAAAUUUCGACAAUAUGGUUUAUCGCAAAUACAAUAGCCUUGAAACGGAGCAGGGGGUCCAGGAGAUGUUUACUCACAUCAAGGCGGCCUUUCACAAACAACUACAAUCGCCCCAUUUGGAUUGGUUAUCGGAAGAGACUCGGCAAUAUGCCUUGGAAAAGCUAAAGAAAAUGCAAGUGGAAAUUGUUUCCUUCAAGGAUACAAAUUUCUCAAAAAUCCUAGGACCAUUGGAAUUUGAUAGCGAGGACUAUUUGGGAAACUUAAAGAAGAUGCUUUCGUCCUAUGCCAUUUAUGAUCGUAGCAAUAUCGGCGAAACGCCACCACCAAAUGAUUAUGGUGAAGAAUCAUCCACCACACCAUCCUAUAUUUAUGUAGAGAACACAAUUAAGGUUCCCGUGGUUAUGAUACAACCCAAUUAUGCCUGGUCUGCCACGUUUCCAAAUGCCUUCAACUUCGGCGUCCUUGGAGCCUUACUAUCCCACGAACUCAUACACGGUUUUGAUGGUGAAGGUCGUAACUUUGAUGCCCUGGGUAAUAAUCGUAAAUGGUGGGACACGAAUUCCGAUAGACAAUUUAAGAAACGUUCCGAAUGUUUCAUCCAUCAAUAUAAGGAUUUCAUUUAUGCCGGUCAACAUUUAUCCGAAAUGCCUAAUCAAGAUGAAAACAUUGCCGAUAAUAGUGGCGUCCGUUUGGCCUAUAAUGCUUAUCUCAAUUGGUAUGACAAUAGCAGGGAGAUGGAGCGAAAAUUGGAAUAUUUUCCUGGCAUGAACGAGUUCAAUUAUCGUCAAUUAUUCUUCACCAGUUAUGGUUAUUUAUGGUGUUCAGAUUUCUAUUCCAAAUACCGUAGAACACUGAUGGCCAUCGAUAUACAUGUUCCGGAUAAAUUUAGAGUUUUGGGUCCACUGUCGAAUUUUGCCGAAUUCUCUAAGGAAUUUAAGUGCCCGGUGGGUAGUAAAAUGAACCCGGAGAAGAAAUGUGAAAUUUAUUGA
Messenger RNA from Musca vetustissima, 2130 nucleotides. Its product is annotated as neprilysin-4-like. Gene Ontology annotation, cellular component: plasma membrane. Bases 1 to 2130 code for a protein of 709 amino acids. The transcript has a single exon. Lineage: Eukaryota; Metazoa; Arthropoda; Insecta; Diptera; Muscidae. Gene Ontology annotation, biological process: protein processing. Gene Ontology annotation, molecular function: metalloendopeptidase activity. The record is from RefSeq and is a predicted model, not a curated record.